CUGGCUAGCAUACUUUCUUUGCUGCAUAUUCUUAGUUUAGUCCGGCGAUAAUGUUUCUUUCAAAUUUUUUAUAUUUUACAUAUAUUUUUUGUAAUAUAUUUAUUGCAACAGCAACAGAAUGUAACAAAGGCGACACAUACCCCUUCACCAAAAUUGGCAAAAAAUAUUACUAUGUAACUGUAGGUCAGAAGAUGAAUUGGUUUGAGGCUGUACACUUUUGUCGUUCAUAUAACAGCGAUUUGGCCAUGAUCGAAUCGAGAUCGGAAAUGCAAGCUUUAAACUGGUAUUUAAUGGAAAAUGACUACGACAGCUACUACUUUUGGUCUAGUUAUCACGAUCAGGCAACAGAGGGUAAAUUUGUGGCGAUCAGCACCGGUCGCUUAAUGGCCUAUCAAAACUGGAAUUUUGGUGAACCGAAUAAUGAUUCGAAUGAAGACUGUGUAGACUUGAAGGCAACUAGAUCUGGAAUGCGUAUGAAUGACAAUAAAUGUAAUGCACAGUUAUAUCCGAUAUGUGAACUGCGUAAUCCGCCAAAAUCGCAAGACGACUGUGACACUAUACCAACAAAAUGUGUUAUUCGAAAGAUGAUGGAGGGUUACCGACAAUCUACGAACAUUUUUCAUUGCAAAGAGUAG
Molecule: messenger RNA, 635 nt
Organism: Ceratitis capitata (Mediterranean fruit fly)
Lineage: Eukaryota; Metazoa; Arthropoda; Insecta; Diptera; Tephritidae
Product: lithostathine
Exons: 3
Coding region: 51-635 (194 amino acids)
Biological process (GO): biological process involved in interspecies interaction between organisms
Cellular component (GO): external side of plasma membrane
Molecular function (GO): carbohydrate binding
Source: RefSeq, a predicted model, not a curated record